Messenger RNA from Metarhizium acridum CQMa 102, 2052 nucleotides. RefSeq lists its product as uncharacterized. Gene Ontology annotation, biological process: regulation of transcription by RNA polymerase II. NCBI's taxonomy places the organism in Eukaryota, Fungi, Ascomycota, Sordariomycetes, Hypocreales, Clavicipitaceae. Gene Ontology annotation, cellular component: mediator complex. Gene Ontology annotation, molecular function: transcription coregulator activity. The record is from RefSeq and is a predicted model, not a curated record.
AUGGCCACUCCAACGCCUAUGAAGCAUGCGCCCUCGCAGCAGGGCCGCACUCCGUCGCAGCUCGCGGCCGCGACUCCUCCCGUCUCGACGCCAUUCUCCAACACGGCUCGAGCUGCCUUUUCUCCUCGAGGCCCUGGAUCGUCUCCCCAGCAAGUCAAGAAAUCCCCUGCCACCUCGACGCUCAUGGGCCACACGGGCAUGGGAGCCUUCAACUUUGAUAGUCCUUCAACUGCCGCUGCCAUGGGCGCACUAGGAAUGGGCGGCGGCUUCGACAUUGGACUGGAUAACGUGGGUGUCGGUGGAUUGGACGCAAUUGGGGCUGCGCUUGCCAAUGAAGAUGACAAGAUGAAGCGCCUCGACACAAUCUUGACGCUGUUGAGUGCCAAGAAAGGACUCGUGAGCGAAGCCAGUCUCGAACGUCUCGCGCAGCGCAUUGGCCUAGAAUUGCUAUCCGAAGAGCAAAGGACCCCCGACGGACGCAAGACGAGAACACUGGCUAUUGCUGGAUCAGCCAUCGCACUUGAUAUUGUGCUUGACAAUAAUAUUGUCCAGAGCGUUUCCCUGGCCUACCACGGAUCUGCCUCGUCUGUAUCAAAACACAUGGAUGCUGCAGGCCGAAUCUUACUUAAAGACCUGAAACUGCUCCCGGGGCAAAGCCCACUGACGAAGACUCUGGAGAACUUUGCUUCCAACUUUGAACGUUUGGCCAGCUUGGACAAGCUUAGCAUCGUGCCAGGACUCGACUGCCACGAAGCCUUGGCUGGCAUUUAUGUUAGCCUUGAGAGAUUAUACCAGUGGGAUCUGUCAAAUUUGCGCGAGGAGCAAGAUAUGAAGGCAAAAUCAGACAAGUACCUCUCAAAUAUGGUAAUGUGCUCCAUGCAUGGGCGGCCGGUGAUGCACGACAGAGAUACAGUUGGACUCGCCAUACAAUAUUGGAGGGAGCUUCGGUUUAUGCCACCCGUAGCCGAUGGCGUGUAUACGUACGACUACGAAAGUGACAAAGUUUGGUCCCUUCUUCUCGGCUGUGCUCCGCUGGAUGGCAUGGGGGUCCCACCUGUGAGAGUCUCUGAGAACUGGAUUUCGAAAGAGAUUACCAAGCAGGAUGCGAUGAUUGAUCCUACAAAGACCAUUCUGGACUGGCAGGAGCCUGACAAUGUCUCACUACCACAGUCCGAAGAUAACAAGGAUGCUGGGAUGGACCUCUUACAGGCUGAUCUUUCCACCACAAGAGUACCCAGAGUCAUGUUCACCGUCACAUUCGACCCGCCGGUUGUUCUGCCACAGAACGACUGGGCACGUCUCUACAUGUAUGCCAACGUCAACCCCCCCAACAUCGUCAAUGAGCUGGGUCAGCGUGGUCAUCCCCCGUCGCCACCGACUUUUGACAGCCUGCUCUUCCCCUUCCCGUCCGGGGUGAAAGUCGACCCCAGUGAAUCCCGAGCCAUAGUACGGCAGAGGCUAGUCCGCGUUUUGAAGACCAAUCGAACCGAGUCUGUCGCAAACCACAACAAUACUCUCUAUAUUUACAAACCCAUCUAUUCACAAACCGUUUCUGAGAUGCCCUUCUCCCACCCCCGCCAAUUGCUAGACAUGCUGCCGCUCUUGCGACAGUACGCUUUUUUAUCGACCCUGCUCGAAAACAGCUUCGGUUCAAAGACGAAGCCUGCUGAAACCCCUACCCAGGUGCGGCCAACACAUAUCAAGACCAAAAAGGAUCGUCUGGCAGAGUACAUGGAUGGGCCGGAACCAGACGCAUUCAGUGUGGACCAUGCGUCCGAUACAGAUCUAGAUGUCAUUCUCUGGGUUCAUCCGGCGCCCCACAUGCAGGUUGUUUUCCCCAUGGGCAAUUCCACCGCGAACAUCUCCCUCAAGAUCCUGGAAGGCGGCAUCGUGGAGAUUGUGGAUGAGAAUAUUCUAGACUGCAACGACAACGGAGAGAUCAAGGGCAGGAGGAAAGAAUUCACGAGACAAAAGAUGGGCAAGGUAUUGGAAUACAUGGAAGAUUUGUGCUUGUGGUCCGAAUGGAUACGGUCGAGGCUAGGGGCGAGCUGA